Molecule: messenger RNA, 4320 nt
Organism: Alosa sapidissima (American shad)
Lineage: Eukaryota; Metazoa; Chordata; Actinopteri; Clupeiformes; Clupeidae
Gene: ntng1a
Product: netrin g1a
Exons: 8
Coding region: 1684-3342 (552 amino acids)
Molecular function (GO): cell-cell adhesion mediator activity
Source: RefSeq, a predicted model, not a curated record
GUCACCAAAAGCUCCACAGACAGAGAGGGUGUGCUAAAACACUCCUGGUCCCUUGGAAUAUUUGGGCUGAGUGUGCGCCUACAUCAAUCGGAGUGUCCAAGUGCGUAAUCUCUCUAGCCAUCUCCGCUGAACAAUCAGUCUCGCUGUGUGAGGGAAUGUGAGGAGGAUGCGUGACGGAGCUACGGUCGAAGAUAUUCUCCGCGCAAGGGCUAAUUGGUGUUAUAUCUGCGCACAGUGAGUUUCUUGGGCGAGUUAAUAGAAAGACAGAGAGUAUUACCGUAUAAUAACUUUGUUUUUGGUUGCUGUCUAUGCUGUGGUUAUCAUCUUGUACAGGUGUAGGAAUCCAUGCCCUCAAGUUGGAUAUUGAGAGUGACAGUGGGGAGAAGGUAAACUGGUUGAAUACAGAACGGUCAAACUAAUCUAGAAAGGAAAAAAGAAAAAUUGUCACGGCAUACUGACUAAAAGGCCAAUAGAAGAAGAUAUUGGCUCCUGUGUUUGGAGGGGAUAUUGCGCUUUCGUCACCUGCUUUGAUUAUGGAGAGACGAAUGGCGGAAUUAUGACCUGCAUCUCACGGGACAUGAAGGAAAAAAUACUCACGUUUCUUUUCUUGCAAACCAAGCGCCGCGGACACUGAUCAGUCAUUUCUUAUAGGGUGAAGAAAAUCUCCAAUCUGAUCCUGUCUACCUGAGGGAAAAGAAAUGUGGCACAGCAAUUCAGUCGAGAUUGACAGGCGGGCUGGACAUCUCUUAAACCGCUGCAUUUAGUCAGCUCAUUUAACUCGUGGGUCAUCAACUUUAGGGAUCCCCCUUUUCUCCAAACUCAUCACAUUAAGAUUAACACGCGCAUCUUAAAGAGGAUCCUGUGGUCACUUGCGAACUUGUUGAACACUUAAAAAGACGGGACCCUUAGUCCUGCGAAUCGAAAGGAAUAUUUAAAAAUCGUAUGGGUGCCUGGCUUGACCACGGUGGAAAGGACGCGACGGAACGCGAGAAAGAAACCUGCGGCAGCGCCGUGAUGAUUGACAGGAAACAGAGUUGAGAGGCCUGUCAGUCAUCGCACAGACGGAGAGAGAGCGAGAUAGCGAGGUCGCCGCUCCGCUCCACCCCACCGAAGAGGCACGUCUCUCCAGCGCCCUCCUCCCCCUCCGAAAACCCCAUUCUGUCCGCGCCCACUCACGUUGCGUCCCUCUCCUCCCUCCUGCGUCCAGGUCCCCGUUUAUCAGCCGAACCAGCCGAGGACCCCCUCUCCUUGACCUCUCUUUCCCCUCUCCCCACCAACACCAACUGUCUGCCAAGAGGGACACCUUAUCCAGCUGGGGACGUUAGACGGACUGGAGAUCCAUCCAUCUGGAAAAAAAGCAGUGCUUCUCUGUCCUACUACGAACACCACUAGCGUCUCCCCCCAUCCCUGCUUCUCUCUCCGAAAGCCUGGAACAGCAGGUUGGCAUGCAGCCACUGCACCUCUGGCACAGUGAAGGUUGGAUUAUUUUGUAAGCCCGGGCCCAAAUCUCUUUCCUCCGCGCCGUGGGGAAUAGAGACAGGGAAGGAAUACCACGUUUAACAAAAGAAAGGGUGAAUCAAAGGGAGGGGGAAAAAAGGUGUGAAAAAGAAAGCAAAAGAAAAGCAGGACCCAGCCGUCUAAAGGAUCUCGGUGGUUGUCCACCCACACAAAAAGGAAGCAGCCAUGCGUUUCCCUGUGCUGUUGACCCUGCAGGCUGUGUGGGGGAGCCUGUGCCACGCCAUGCAACACUACCAGGCCACCUGGGGGCACUACGACAUGUGCAAGUCGCAGGUGUACACGGACGAGGGCCUCACCUGGGAUUACAUGGCCUGCCAGCCCGAGGCGGCCGACAUGACCAAAUUCCUGAAGGUGACCCUGGAUCCGCCCAACAUCACCUGCGGGGACCCGCCCGAGACUUACUGUGCCCUGGAAAACCCCUACAUGUGCAACAACGAGUGUGACGCUACCACGGAGGAGCUGGCCCACCCGCCCGAGCUGAUGUUCGACGUGGAGGGCCGCAACCCCUCCACCUUCUGGCAGUCCACCUCCUGGCGCUUGUACCCCAAGAAGCUGCUGGUCAACAUCACGCUGUCCUGGAACAAGACCAUCGAGCUGACGGACGACAUCAUCAUCACCUUCGAGUCGGGCCGCCCCGAGCAGAUGAUGCUGGAGAAGUCGCUGGACUACGGGCGCACCUGGCAGCCGUACCAGUUCUACGCCACCGACUGCCUGGAGGCGUUCACCAUGGAGCCCAAGACCACGCUGGACAUCUCCCAGACCACGCUGCUGGACAUCAUCUGCACCGAGGAGUACUCGCGCGGCUACGUGUGGAAGAACGACAAGACGGUGCGUUUCGAGAUCAAGGACCGCUUCGCGCUGUUCGCCGGCCCGCGCCUCCACAACAUGGCCUCGCUCUACGGCCAGCUGGACACCACCAAGAACCUGCGCGACUUCUUCACCGUCACCGACCUGCGCAUCCGGCUGAUGAGGCCCGCCACUGGCGCCACCAUGGUGGACGAGAACAACCUGUCACGCUACUUCUACGCCAUCUCCGACAUCAAGGUUCACGGCAGAUGCAAGUGCAACCUUCACGCCAACAGCUGCGUGUUUGAUAAGGACAAGCUGAGUUGUGAGUGUGAGCACAACACCACGGGGCCUGACUGUGGCCGCUGUAAGAGGAACUACCAGGGCCGGGCUUGGAGUGCUGGCUCCUAUCUUCCCAUUCCCAAGGGCACUGCCAAUAUCUGUGUUCCAAAUAAUAUUGGUCCAGUUAACUGCGAGUGUUUCAACCACGCCAACCGGUGCAGCUACAUCGAGCUGCUAAACACGGUCAUAUGCGUGGGGUGCAAGCACAACACCAGGGGACAGCAUUGCCAGUUGUGCAAGCAGGGUUUCCACCGCAAUGCCUCAGCUGAGCUCGAGGACGAGAAUGUGUGCAUAGACUGUAAUUGUAAUCCCUUUGGCUCAGACAGUGAUCGCUGUAAUGACACAGGAUUUUGUAAGUGUAAGGAGGGAGCGACAGGGCCUAAGUGCCACGAAUGUCUGCCGGGAUAUUUGUGGGACAAUGGCUGCAAAUCCCGCGUGUGCGACAACGAGAUGCUCCGUUGUCAGAACGGCGGCGUGUGCCUGAACAACCUGCGCUGCCAGUGUCCAGCCGGCUUCAGCGGCCUUCUGUGCGAGAAGGCCCAGUGUGAGGGCGAGGCUGGCGGCUGCAGCGGGCCCGAUUCCGGCGCCCCGUCCACGUCUGCCCUCCACCCGCCCCUGGCGUCCCUGCUGCUGGCGCUGGCCCUCAGCCUAGCGCCCAUCCUCCUGGGAGAGGCCUGCUGGUCCUCCUCCAUCUGACCGAGGAUGAGGACGAGGACACCCACCCAACCAACCAACCAACCAACUCCCCCCCACCCCGCCUCCUCAGUGCACAAAUCUCCCCACCCCCAUCUGACCGACCCACCGCCGCCGACACCAAUGCCACCACAACGUCCAUGAAGCCUCUUGAACUACCCCCACCCCCCCCACCCCCAAAACCUGACUAAAGAACGGAGAGCGCCCAGCAGAGAGACGUCCAGCUGAUUUAUGAACUCUGCGCUAGACUCUGCCCCGUGCCUUGUGCCCCAACCCCCACCACCUCCCUCAGCUGCCUCGGCCUUGCCCUCGCUCCCCAUGGCCACAUGGCUGUUGAUUAAGGAAUGUGCCAGAAUUUCAAGGAAAUUGGUAAAGAAGUGAUUUAAAAAAAAUACAAAUAAAUGAAUAUAUAGUAUUAUAUAUAUAAAUAUAUAUGCUAAGACAGAAGCUAAGACAUUAUAUGGCUAGAUGAAUAAAGAUUAAUUAACAUUAAUGUAAAAAAAUAUAUAUAUAUAUAGUAUAUGAAAAAUAUUGAUCAGAGUACUAGAAUCGAUUUGUCAUUUACAAAUCGUGGCGACGGUGAAACAUUUUCAAACUGAUCGUAGGCUACACAAAGCGCAGACUGUUCACUCAACGGAGACCAGUGGACUAAGCCAUAUCAGACACUCAGCCCCCUGUUAUGCCAACAGCCCACCCCCAAACCCAAUCAAGAUGGGAGAAACUGAUGAGGACUCACCCAAUAUUCCCCUUUGGAUCACCGUGGCUACGGGAGCUGCAAUCAGCACACAGCUAACACGCUAGUAGUCAGCCGCUACCCAAGCUAGGGGUACGUUUUCUGGGCUGGCUUGGACAGCUUUAGGGCUACCCUGACAACCAUGGUGACUGUCCAGCUUGAAAGGACUGUCCAGCUUGAAAGGACUGUCCAGCUUGAAAUGACAUUUGGGAGAAAAAAAGAAACAGAUGAGUAAAGGGAGAAAAGGG